Messenger RNA from Annulohypoxylon truncatum, 231 nucleotides. RefSeq names its product zf-CSL-domain-containing protein. Bases 1 to 231 code for a protein of 76 amino acids. The transcript has 2 exons. NCBI's taxonomy places the organism in Eukaryota, Fungi, Ascomycota, Sordariomycetes, Xylariales, Hypoxylaceae. The record is from RefSeq and is a predicted model, not a curated record.
AUGGCCAACGACGAAGAGAUAGCAGUCUACGACGAGGUCGAGAUCGAAGACAUGACCUACGAUGAGACACUACAAAUCUAUCAUUAUCCCUGCCCCUGUGGCGAUCGCUUCGAAAUUGCGCUCAUGGAUCUUCAGGACGAGGCAACGGACAUUGCAGACAAUCUGCCGAAGCCGGAUUCUGAUCCUUCAGCACCAGGACCUGUUGAGAAUCAGGUCACUAUCGUUGCUUGA